Ascochyta rabiei is the source of this 1086-nucleotide messenger RNA. RefSeq lists its product as uncharacterized. The coding region runs from base 1 to 1086 and encodes 361 amino acids. Gene Ontology annotation, molecular function: oxidoreductase activity. Lineage: Eukaryota; Fungi; Ascomycota; Dothideomycetes; Pleosporales; Didymellaceae. The transcript is spliced from 3 exons. The record is from RefSeq and is a predicted model, not a curated record.
AUGAUGCCGUCCGCAAUCGCCAUCAAGAAAAUCGACGGCAAGCCAGGAAAAGUCUACUACCCCCUCGAGAAAAUCACCAUCCCGGAACCGUCGCCAAGAGAGAACGAGGCUGUGAUAACCCUCACCGCCGCCGCCCUCAACCACCGCGACCUCUUCAUCCGGCAACACCUCUACCCGGGGACCACUUUCGGCGUCCCGCUCCUCGCCGACGGGGUGGGCAUCGUCACUUCCAGCGGCGCCGGCGCCAAACCCUGGCUCAACGCGCGCGUACUGCUGAACCCCGGGACCGGGUGGACGUCAUCCCCCGACGGCCCGGAAGCACCCAAGGGGUACGCGAUCCUCGGCGGCACGAAGAGCAACCCGGCGGGCACGCUGGCCGAGAGCAUCGUGCUCGAUAAAGGCGAGCUGGAGGUCUGUCCGCCGCACUUGAGCGACGACGAGGCCGCGGCGCUGCCUCUCACCGGCUUGACCGCGUGGCGCGCGUUCCGCGUCAAGUGCGGCGACAACGCGCAGCGCGGGCGCAACCUGCUCGUGACGGGGAUCGGAGGCGGCGUGGCGCUGAUGGUGCUGUUGUUCGGUGUGGCGGAGGGAUGCAACGUCUUCGUGACGUCCAGCGACCAGGCCAAGAUCGACAAAGCAGUGCGGCUGGGCGCCAAGGGCGGCGUCAGCUACCGAGAAAAAGACUGGGACAAGAAGCUGCAAUCCCUGCUCCCCGCACACCGGAACUAUCUCGAUGCCAUCGUGGACGGCGCCGGCGGUGAUGUCGUCAGCAAGGGGAGUAGACUGCUCAAGCCCGGCGGCAUCAUCUCCAUCUACGGCAUGACGCUCUCGCCGAAGAUGGACUUCCUGAUGAGCGCCGUCCUGCGCAACAUCGAAGUGCGCGGCUCCACCAUGGGCUCGCGCACCGAGUUCGCAGACAUGGUUGCGUUUGUGCGCGAGAAGCAGCUCAGGCCUGUGGUGAGCCGCAGCGUGCACGGUCUGGAUAUCGAGAAGAUCGACGGGCUGUUCGAGGAUAUGCGCAGUGCGCGGCAGUUUGGGAAGUUGGUCGUCACGCUGGGCGAGCAGAGGAGGGCGAGCAAGCUGUAG